Dictyostelium discoideum AX4 is the source of this 1143-nucleotide messenger RNA. RefSeq lists its product as hypothetical. The transcript has 6 exons. NCBI's taxonomy places the organism in Eukaryota, Evosea, Eumycetozoa, Dictyosteliales, Dictyosteliaceae. Gene Ontology annotation, cellular component: endoplasmic reticulum membrane; Golgi membrane; endoplasmic reticulum-Golgi intermediate compartment. The record is from RefSeq and is a predicted model, not a curated record. The coding region runs from base 1 to 1143 and encodes 380 amino acids. Gene Ontology annotation, biological process: endoplasmic reticulum to Golgi vesicle-mediated transport.
AUGAGUCAUAACUUGGGUUAUAUGGAGUAUAAUAAAGGAAAUACAGGUUAUAAUUCAGGUGAAAAUUACCCAUCAAUGGAUCAAUAUAACUAUGGUCAAGGUAAUAUGGGUAAUAUGGGUAAUAUGGGACAACAAUAUCAACCACCACAACAACAACAACAACCACCACAACAACAACAACAACAUAAUAGCGGAUUUGGUUUCCCAUCACCAACACUUUAUAAUAUGAACGCACAACAACAACAACAACAACAACAACAACACCAACAACAACAACAUCAUAAUCAACAAACAUCACCAAUGUAUGGUAAUAAUGGUGGUUUCAAUCAAUUUAAUAAUAAUGAUAAUUCACACUAUUCACCACCACAACAAGGUGAUAUGUCAAGACAAUUCAUUUCACAAAUUAGCGAUAACCCAUUAACACAAGCAGGUUUAACUUAUGGGUUAAAUUAUGGUCAAACCUUAUUUUCAGGUGGUAAACAAUAUGUAGAUUCAAAUUUUGGAAAAUAUUUUUCAUUUUCAACAUUAAAAUCAUAUUUCAAUGUAAACAAUUCAUAUGUAUUUAAUAAAAUAAAAUUAUUGAUUUUCCCAUAUACUCAAAAGACAUGGAAGAGAAGAAUUGGUAGAACAAGUGAUGUUGAUAGUUAUCUUCCACCAAGAGAUGAUAUUAAUGCACCAGAUUUAUAUAUUCCUUUGAUGGCAUUCAUCACUUACUUUUUAUUGUAUGGUUUUCAAAUGGGUAUGGAAAAGAAAUUCUCUCCAGAUUAUUUAGGUGCUUGUAUCACUAAAGGUAUAGUUUUUUGGGCAAUCGAAUUAUUGAUCUUCAAAUGUGGUUUCUUUUUUUCAAAUUCAAAUUCAAUUCCAUUCUAUGAUAUGAUAUCUUAUUCUGGUUAUAAAUAUGUUUUAAUGGUUAUAUUCCAAAUUGCAACAAUUUUACUUGGUAGUUAUGUAUCAUACAUUAUAAAAUGUGUAUUAUCAGUAUCAAUUGCAUUUUUCAUGUUAAAAACAUUAAGAUUAGUUUUCUCCUCAGUUUCUGGUGCUCAUGACCACAUCUCACCAGAUUAUCAUGAAUCAGGUAAAAUAAAAAAUUACUUUGUAUUUGGUUUUUCAGUUGCUCAAGCUUUAUUAUGUUUUUUAGUUUAA